Aplosporella prunicola CBS 121167 is the source of this 1683-nucleotide messenger RNA. Its product is annotated as glycosyltransferase family 22 protein. The transcript is spliced from 5 exons. Gene Ontology annotation, cellular component: endoplasmic reticulum membrane. Gene Ontology annotation, biological process: GPI anchor biosynthetic process. Lineage: Eukaryota; Fungi; Ascomycota; Dothideomycetes; Botryosphaeriales; Aplosporellaceae. Gene Ontology annotation, molecular function: alpha-1,2-mannosyltransferase activity. The record is from RefSeq and is a predicted model, not a curated record. The coding region runs from base 1 to 1683 and encodes 560 amino acids.
AUGCAGCACGUCUUCGGCCUGCUGCUGGCGCUGCGCAUCGUCAACGCGCUGACGAACAGGACCUUUUUCCAGCCGGACGAGUACUACCAAGCACUGGAGCCAGCAUGGCAGAUGGCCUUUGGGCAGGGCAGCGGUGCCUGGAUCACAUGGGAGUGGAGGGAGCAGCUGCGGUCGUCGCUGCACCCAGCCCUCUUCGCCGCCCUCUACCGCGCAAUCUCGGGUAUUUGCAGCCUCUCACCCGACGUGUUGAUUGCAGCGCCGAAAAUCACGCAGGCCGUGUUCGCUGCGGCAAUUGAUCACUCUACCUGGCGGCUUGCGGAGCGGGCGUAUGGGCGCGGAAGCAGCGCGGCAUGGGCGAGCUUAGCCCUGAGCGUCUGCAGCCCGUGGCAGUGGUUCUGCUCGACGCGCACGCUGUCAAACUGCGUCGAGACGAUGCUCACGGCGUGCGCGCUGGUCUGGUGGCCGUGGCCGGGCGUCACACCAUGUGGAAGCCUCGGGCGUCGGUGGUCGCUGGUCGCGGCGGCCCUGGCCGUGGUUCUGCGGCCGACGAACGUCCUCAUCUGGAUGUGCGUGGGCGUGUCGAGCGUCUGGCGUGCGGGCGCUUGCGAGCGGCGCGCAUUAGUCCAGUGGACCGUGCUCUGCGGUUGUGGCGUCCUGGCCGGCUCCGCCUUCGCCGACCGCCUCUACUACCGCGCCUGGACCUUCCCCCCGUUGCGCUUCGUCUACUUCAACAUCACAAAGGCCCUGGCCGUCUUCUACGGCCGCAACAGGCCCGACUACUACCUGACCGAGGGCCUGCCGCUGCUGCUGACCACCGCCCUGCCUUUUACUAUCGUCGGCGCAUGGCAGGCCUUCACCACCACCCAGAAAAACAACAUCAUCCUCCCCACCCUAGCCGCCACCUGCGCCGUCAUGGUUGCCGUCCUCUCCCUCAUCUCCCACAAAGAAGUCCGCUUCAUCUACCCCCUCCUCCCCGCCCUGCACGCCCUCGCCGCCAAACCGCUCCUUACCUUCUUCCAGCCGCUAACAGCGCGCAAGAAGGCCCUACUAGGCGGGCUCCUCGUCUUCAACCUCGUCCUCGCAGCCUACGUCUCGCAGGUGCACCAGCGCGGCGUCAUCGACGUCAUGCACGCGCUGCGCACCAGGCACGAAGCGCGCAUGGCCGCCGCCGCUGGGGGAUCCGAGGCCGUGCCCGUCACCACGUCCGUCGCCUUCCUCAUGCCCUGCCACAGCACGCCGUGGCGCUCGCACCUCGUGUGGCCGGGCCUGCGCGCCUGGGCGCUGACGUGCGAGCCACCCAUCGACGUGCCGCUGGAGCAGCGCGCCGCGUACGUCGACGAGGCAGACGUCUUCUACGCGGGGCCGGAGGCGUGGCUCGCAGCGCACAUGGGCGAUGUGCCGAGACUUGGGGGGGACGGGGUCGACGGCGACGGUAAGAGGGCGCAGGAGCGAGGUGCUGAGGCGGAGCGCAGGCCUUGGCCCCAGUGCCUCGUCUUCUUUGCGCAGCUCGAGGACACCAUGGCCGCGUUUCUGGCGGGGUCGCCGUAUGCGCUGCGCUGGCGCGGCUUUAAUUCGCAUUGGCAUGAUGACUGGCGGAGGCAGGGCGACGUGGUCAUGUGGUGCAUGGACGGCGACGGCGACGGCGACGGCAUUGACGAAAGCGGUGCUGCUAAGACUCUUUAG